This is a messenger RNA of Zootoca vivipara (common lizard), 5492 nucleotides long. The record is from RefSeq and is a predicted model, not a curated record. Lineage: Eukaryota; Metazoa; Chordata; Lepidosauria; Squamata; Lacertidae.
UUUUAUUAAUAAUGAUUUUUAUUGAUUUUAUAAACACAAAAGAGAUAAACAAAAGAUCAACAACAACUUAAAAAGCAGUAGAACGCAUUAAAGAACUAUAACAUAACAAUAAAAAAAGAAAGAAAACAAACAUCUAAAUCUAAAUCCAAAUUUCUUUAACAUUGUAUAUAGGGACCUCCUCGAGUUCCCUCCAUCUGCUCUUCAUUUCAGUUUUAUCUUUUAGCAAUUUCUAAUGCAUUUCUAUAUACAUACCGUAUCUUAAAAUUUCAAAUCUAUCCUUUCUGUAUACUUCACUUGGAUUUUAAAUCCUCAGCUUCUAUACAAUUCUAAAUCUAUUCUUGGUAUACAAUUUUUGCAUGUUUUUUUUCAAAUAGAUUUUAAAGUCUUUCCACUCUUCUUCUGUCGCUUCUUCUCCCCGGUUGUGGAUUCUUCCGGUCAUCUCAGCCAUUUCCAUGUACUCCAUCAUCUUCAUUUGCCAAUCGUCCACAGCUCCCAUUCAUUUUAAUGGGGCUAUGCAUUGACUUAACUAACAGGAAACGAUGACAUAUGGAUUCUUCCACUCCUUGGGCCUGUCCUGAAUGGGGCAUGAUGCUGAGACAAGAGUGGGGAAGUGAUUUAAAGGAUCCAGGCAACCUCAGGCCAGAGGAACCCUUUGAAUGCUCCCAGUCAUCCAUCCAUCCUCCCUUCCACCCCCCACCCCCCACCGCUUCCCCCUCCAUGCACAAAUUCCACAUCCUGUUCCACAACUGCAGAUCUUUGGCUUUUUAAGACUCAGGCUUGUUAGGCUCAAACUGAUCACAUUUUUUUCUUCCCCCAAUAAAUGCUGGCCCAAUAAAGCCACUGGUUUGCACAGCAGUUUGUGAGUAGGCACGCCCACCUUCACUAGUUAGCAACCCUUUACGAGCCCACACACGUCUUUGACACCCUUUCCCCAUGCACAGGAACUCUACCCAAACCUUUACAACACAGGCUGCCCUCUGUUUUAUUUCAUUCUGCAACCAUGCGGUGCUUCUCCAGUCUCCCAUGCAGCACGCCCAUUCGCCUAGCUCCCCGCUGGAAGAGACAAGCACCCCCUUGUGCCUUCCAGCUCCCCCCCCUCCAAAUCAAUGAGGCAUUUCCAUACUUUUAAGGGGCUCUGUCUGCAUUUCCAGUGGGGAUCAUGGGGGUGGGGAGAGAAGGGGGGGGCUUCCUGGCUUACCUGGUGAAGCAGACAGGGGAAGCAUUGAGAGAAAAGCAUGCGCAGGAUGGUUGUAUAGAGCCCCUAUUGACUAGCCCUGACCUCUGCCCCCAGCAGCUGGGUAGUGGCCACCGUCUACUAUUCCUGCUGGCGAGCAUCCCUUACAGCUUCCUGCUCGGCAGCCUUGAUGACGACGAACUGCUGCUGGCGACAUCCCAGCCCAUGGGAGGCAUCCCAGCCCAGAACGUGCCUGGCUGCCCAGUCAACUGCACCUGCCCAGCAGAAGAGACAGUGGACUGUGGUGGCCUUGACCUGCACAUCUUCCCCAGCAAUAUCUCUGCAGGCAUCCAGCAUCUUUCGCUGCAGAACAACCAGUUGCAGGAGCUGCCCUACAAUGAGGUGUCCCGACUGGCUGGCCUGAGAACCCUUAACCUACACAACAACCACAUCACCUCUGAAGGUCUCCCAGAUGAAGCCUUUGAGUCCCUGCAAUCACUUCAGUACAUCUACCUGGCCAACAAUAAGCUUUCGGUGGCGCCGCAGCUCCUACCCAGCACUCUGCGGAUCGUGGACCUUGCUGCAAACCACCUGACUCGUGUCUACCCAUUUACCUUUGGGCAUAAACCUGGCCUCAGGUCUGUUUAUAUGCACAACAACCAGCUGAACAACACAGGUCUGCCCUUUGAUGCCUUCAAUGGCUCCGAUGCCGUGAGCACCCUCAUCCUCUCCAGCAACCUGCUCACUUACGUGCCCCAGAACUUGCCCCGUGCCAUCGUCCGCCUCCACUUACAGAAUAACCGCAUCUCCCGCAUCCCAAAAGGGGCCUUGAGCAGCCAGUGGCGCCUCCGGGAGCUCUACCUGCAGAACAAUAACCUGUCCAAUGAUGGCCUUGACCCCUCCACCUUCAGCCGGCUGAAGAGCCUGGAGUACUUGGAUCUCUCCAACAACAACCUGACACAGGUGCCUGCCGGCCUCCCCCCAAACAUUGCAAUCCUGCACCUGGGCCGGAACCACCUGAGCCACCUGCCCCCCGAGCGCCUGAGCCGCGUGCGGGGGCUCCAGUACCUCCUGCUGCAAAGCAACGCCCUGACAGCGUCGGGGGUCCACCCCGAGGCCUUUGCCCGCCUUCGCUCCCUGCACACACUACACAUGUACAACAACCGGCUCGAGCACGUCCCGCCCGGGCUUCCGCGGAGGGUCCGUUCCCUCAUGCUGCUGCACAACCAGAUUGCGCACAUUGGGCUGCAGGACUUUGCGGCCACCUACGCCUUGGUCGAGCUCAAUCUCAGCUACAACCAUCUCUACAGCGCCCGCAUCCAUCGCCUGGCCUUCCGCAAACUGAGGCGCCUGGAGACCCUGGACAUUUCGGGCAACCAGCUCACGUUGCUGCCGGCGGGGCUCCCCUCCAGCCUUCAGGUCCUCAACCUUCAGAAAAACCAGCUCAACUCCCUUUCUCCAGAGCGGCUGGUCAACCUCACGAUGCUCAAGGAGCUACACCUGGCCCACAACCGCCUGCGGAUCGGCAGCAUAUACCCAGGCACUUGGCAGGAGCUGCCUGGGCUCAAGCUCCUGGAUCUGAGCUAUAAUGAGCUGUCCUAUGUUCCACCAGACCUACCAGAAUCACUAGAAUAUCUAUACCUGCAGCAUAACAGGAUUGCUGUCAUUAUGGCUGAAGCCUUCCUCACAGCACCCAACAUCCGUGUCAUCACUCUCAGAUCCAACCGUUUGUUGGCAGCCAACGUGUCGGAAGCUGCAUUUGCAGACCUGAAACUGCUGGAGGUAGUAGACACUACUGGGAAUCCAGAACCUAUCACCAUCUCUCUGCUGCAAGCUGGGCACUGGGUCCGCACCCAGAUGGGUACCUAAGGAGGUUGCCUAGAACAGAUCACCAUCCUACGCUUCCUUUCUACCGCUGUGUGUCCUCAGGCAUCUCUACCAGGAUGGCUUAGCCAACCAGCAGCCUUCUGGAGAGGUUUGCACUGCCCAGUGUUUGUCCUUCCACCCUCAGCCAGUUGCAUGGAGCAGAGCCUCUGCAGUAUGCCCUGCCUGCUUCUCUAAGGUGCAGGGCUCAGCUGCAGCUUCUCCGCUUGAGAGAGACAAGAUGAAGAUACAAGAUUUCUCCAAUUCUACCUACUUCUGGAGCCCAAUCUUCAAUAGAUCUGUGUUUAGGGCUAAGCAACGGCACUGGCGAAGCUGAAGUCUCUGUGGACUAGGACCAAAGAGGCAGUCAAGGCUAGCUAAAGGCAUUUGCAUGCCCCUGCUUGGCUCCCGUUUUUUGGAAACAGUUGCUUAGGACAACACAAGCAUCUGCCAGGGGACCUAUGUUCUAUUCCGUCUUCUGUGUUGCUCCUCAAACAGGUGCACCCAAACCAUCCCUGUUGGGUGACAGAGGUGUUACCUAAUCUAGACAACGAAAUUUAUCCCUUAGAGUAAAUGCAAAGUUGUUUCCUGUGUGUCACAAGCCCCAGUGCCGGUCCAGCUCUUCUUCGCAAAGGAGGAGAUGAAUAGAAUCCAUCACAUAGAACCAGUGGGCAGUUUCUGGAUGCCCCACAUGGGCAAAUGUUUGAGUAAAUCUCAAGAUAACAUGGGGAGGGGAGGCUCCAUAGUUAAGAAACUGGAUUUUGAGCCCAGAUUCAUCACAAGCCUUUGGUUUCCACUGUAGAAAGGCCAGGAAACAUCACCCUAGCUAGGAUCACAUGAGUCACUGUUGGAACAAGAGGGAAUCCAUGUAGGUAACCAGGAAAUACUUUAUUAAUCCCGAAGGCCAACGUCUACCUGCUUUUCAAGGCCAACCUCCUCUCUCUCUCUUCCACACCAUUUCAUUUCACUUGAAACUAAUGUUAGCUUAGUGGAUUGUGCUAGGGCUUUUUUUGGGGGGGGGGCAGUUUGCACCUUACUUGGAGAUUGCUGGGAAGCAAGAGAUGUUUCAGUUUGAAGUGAGAAGAAGGAUGACUUGCAAGAUUCCACAUGAAUGACCGUCUCAUUGCCCAGAUGACCCAAUCAACACAACCCAGAAGAAAAUGAGGUUUCAACAAGGUUUAUUAUUGGUGCAAGAUUCCAGUACGUCUUUUUUACAGAGGUUUUUAGAACUUCCCCCACCCUAAAAACUUUAUAUAUAUUUAUGUCACUCCAAGCAUAAAAUAAAAGCCGUAACACAGUCAAGAUUCACGGCCUCUGGUUUUUAGCAUUGGCUUUCAACGCCUCUGGCUGAGCAACAACCAUGGAGGUAGGCACUUGUAUAAAAAUCCGAUUUCCCUAAUACCAAAGCGGGGGGUGGUAAGAAUGGGGUCAGGAAAGAAACGCUGCCUAGAGCAUUUGUUUCCCUUUAUCGUUUCUCUGUCCAGGGACAGGAGAAGUUAAAUUUUGGUUUAAAAGGGAAUUGGGCAGGGGAGACAGUGCAAGAUCUAACCCGCAGCUCGUCACCUCAUCCGUCCUGAGCAGCAGCAACCCUGAGUUAAUUUCUUACCCUUUAAAACGUCUUUAACCUAAUAUAAAAUAUAAUAUAAAAGGUCACAUUUCCAGCUGCCCAAGGGGAGCCCAGACCCCCCCACAAGGCCACAACAAUGUGCCUCAGUGCAGAAAGAGGACACCCCACAGGCUAUAGCAGCAUGCCUCCCCCAACUGCAGGGAUUACACAGAGAGGAUGUGGGAUACUCCAUCCAGCAUGCCCCAAAACUGGCAAUUAUUUAACACCACCCCCCACCAGAAAUGACACAUAGUCUGGGCCAGGGGGCAGCACAAACCCUGCUCCAAGCUGCUGGAGGCUGCAGCCAAUGGACUGUGCCCCACAGGUCUCUGCGCACCAGAAUAGAGCUGGCGCUUGAGCAACCUAGUUGUCAAGUCCCCCUAGCUGGGGGGACAGAAGCCUCUUCUAUGUUCUUUGGAGGUCAAAGGGAAGGGGAAGUCUCCCUCAGCAGUCUCUUAUGCUGCUCUCUAGCAGGGGCAGGUAGUCUCAGCCCCGUGUUUCUUCCUUUGGCAGCCCAAAGGCAGUAACAUUAAUUGCCACGAUAAUUUUAAAAAAGCAGGCGGCCCUCUCAAAGAUCAAGACCCAGCAACAGUUGUUGAGCUCAGCCAUUUUUCUUACUUGGAAAUGGGCUGCACAGAUAGCGGGGGCAGAUGCUGGUCAAGAAGGAUGCCCCCUUUGCAGGGUCUUCCGCCAUAGGCAUCUGAAGGAACCCGAGGUAGGUUCAGAGGUUGGGUCCUCACGGGAGCCGGCAAGCAAGGCGUCACACGAGCAUCCUGCUAGGUCCUCUUGGCCACUCAGGAGGGAUCAGGUCAGUUAAAAGCAGCGAGUUAUUAUCUCUCUACAGCCCCC